Messenger RNA from Protobothrops mucrosquamatus (brown spotted pit viper), 1733 nucleotides. RefSeq names its product transmembrane 4 L six family member 19 (gene TM4SF19). Gene Ontology annotation, cellular component: membrane. The transcript is spliced from 5 exons. The record is from RefSeq and is a predicted model, not a curated record. Lineage: Eukaryota; Metazoa; Chordata; Lepidosauria; Squamata; Viperidae. The coding region runs from base 4 to 804 and encodes 266 amino acids.
CCGAUGUUUUCCUAUACUCCAAAGGCUAUAAAUAGUCAUCAAUUUUUGCUGCCUUAUCUAGAAAACUCUAUCAUCUCUAGCAAUACUGGCAGCAACCAUUUGUGGGAAGAAGUUCUAAGCGGCCCUACAACUCCUUUCAUCUGCAUUCAGUUCAUCAAAAGACUCUCUUCUGCAAUGUGUGUGGGGACUUGUACUCGGAUCCUGGGUCCAUGCCUCCUUGUCUUAGGCUUUCUUUCCAUUACUGCUAAUAUUCUCCUACUCUUUCCCAAUUGGGAAUGGUGUUACUUAAGCCUGGGUCAAAUAUCCAACAGGGCAAUGCUAAUGCCAGGAGUGUGGGGAGGAGGCCUGCUGAUUUUUCCUGCUGCAAUUCAGAUCACAGGUAUUGGAUGGAGGUGGAAGUAUUUCAGCAGUUCAGGAACUUGCUGUAAGAUGUUCCUUUCCAUUCUGCUGUCAGGAUUGGCCCUCCUGGGAUCAGCAGCUUGUUUUAUUCUGUCUGGUUCAGGCCUGACAGAGGGGCCCCUAUGUCUCUAUAAUUCCACCCACAAUGAUGAUAAGAUGCAACAAUGGGGCUAUCCGUUUCUUGAAAUGGACUACCAUGUCUUCAACAAUGGGGCUCAGAAUUACCUGUAUGAUCCUUCCCUUUGGAAUUCAGUUUGCAUCAAGCCACAGAAUAUUGUUGGCUGGAAUGUGUAUUUCUUCUCUUCCCUCCUAGUCAUCAGCAUGGUUGAAAUGAUCCUGGCUGCUCUCCAAAUUAUCAAUGGCUGUUUUGGAUGUGUCUGUGGCUUAUGUGAACAGAAGAAAUAGGCAACAUGGUUUCGGAAGUGUUUUUAACCCUCAGUUCAUUUGUACAGAUCAGGUUACAAAGAUAUGUGCUAACUUGAUUUAUAGUUAUAUCUUAUGUCACUGCAGCCUGCAUAGCUGGUUCUUGCAUUGUCAUGUAAAAACAGAGUUGAAGUUGACCCAACAGUGACUCCCGCCCCCAUCGCCAACCCACCAGUGUAUCUUUGUCUCCCACAGAACUAAUCUGUAGCAGUCACUUUCAGGACAUAUACCCUGAAACUGCUGUCAUUAUAGACAUUCUCACAGCGUUAGAGAGCUAAGAAGUUGAUUUUGAUAAGUAAGUAAUAUUGUACUGUGGUGCAUAUUUAUACACAUAUUUAUUGUGUUUCUGUUUACAAGAAACACUUAACUGUUAUAUGUAAUUCUCUUGUUUAUGUGAGUGAAUGCAACAUAAGCCAGAAAGUACUGUAAUUUUUCUGAGAUAGAGGUACAGUAUAAACAGGCCUGAAUGGAAAAUGCUCGCUCAAAAUUAAAGUUAAGGCAGAUCCCCUGACUUUAGGGGUCUACUUCACAAGUCGUCCCCAACUUCUAGAAGACCAAAACCUGGGAAACGGCUUUGGCCUGAAGUUGAGGUUGAAAUAUCUGAAAGCUGCCAGGGAUGAGAAAUACUGGCCUACACUAUGUGGUCCUGGAUUUCAGGCACUCAGAGUCAUGUAUAUGAGGUGGGUGGCUGCAUAAAUCUAACAAUCUUUCCCCUAGACGAGUAGAUUGAGAAGAAUGUUAUUAUUUUCAAGAGAGAACACUACUUAGAGCUGCAUAACCUAUUUCUCUUCCUCCACGUUUUUCAAACUGCGUCAAAAGGCAAUUGUUCGCAUUAUGAUCAGACUUUGUUUUUAUUGAUUGUCUCCAUUAAUAGCUGGUCUUAUUAAUGGAAACUGCUGAAACCUAUGUGC